AUGUCUGGUGAAUCUCGGGAAGUGAAAACGCACCAGAAGAAGUCUAUUUUUGAAUUUGAAGGGUAUGCCGAUGAUGACGACGAUGAAGAGGUGCCAGAAAGAGAAACAGCAAUCGACCCUAUUUGGGAAAAGCAACAGAAGAAGACGUUUACUGCUUGGUGUAAUCUACAUUUAAAGAAGAAGAACGCAGAAAUAACCGUCAUUGAGGAAGAUUUUCGUAACGGGUUCAAUUUACUGUUGCUCCUGGAUGCCAUUUCUGGCGAACAGUUGCCUCCCCCUGAGCGCGGCAAACUUCGCGUUCAUAAAAUAUUAAAUGUUAAUAAAGCACUGGACUUUAUUCAGAAGAAGGGUGUCAAAUUAGUUGGUAUUGCUGCUGAAGAGAUUGUCGAUGGAAAUGUUAAGAUGACUCUUGGCAUGAUAUGGACCAUCAUCUUACGAUUUGCUAUUCAAGAUAUUCAAAUUGAAAAUUGCUCUGCUAAUGAUGGUCUUCUUCUCUGGUGUCAGCGUUCUACUGAACCCUAUCCUGAAGUUAAUGUGAAGAACUUUAAUACUAGCUUUAAAGAUGGAAAGGCCUUCUGUGCCAUCAUCAAUCGGUAUCGUCCUGAUCUACUUGACUUUAAUGAUGUUGCCAAGGCGUCCGCUCGUGAUGCACUUACGAAGGCUUUUGACGUUGCGGAGGAAAGCCUUAGCAUCCCGAAAAUGCUUGAUGUUGAUGAUAUGAUUGAGUCAGUCAAGCCCGAUGACCGCUCUGUCAUCACAUAUGUUUCAUGCUUCUUCCACUUGUUUGCUGAGGCUGAGAAGACUAGUGCAGCUGCCACUCGCAUCAAAAAGGCAGUGGAAAUUAGCCAAAUGAGCGACCAAUUAUGUGACUCCUACAACAGUCUUUUUACUGAUUUGAAAGAGUGGAUUAUAAAGAAGAAAGCUGAUUUCGAUCUUCGGAAGCCAAUUUUGAAUUUAGAAGAUGUCAACAAGAGCAUAGAAGGGCUACGUCAAUAUCAAACCGAAGAAAAACCGGCCAAAAUUGAGGAGAAGUCGCAUCUUGAGACCACGUUUCGCACACUUCAAACCCGUUUGCGUCUUAAUAAUCGGCCUCCUUACCUGCCAUCCGAUGGAAUGUUGAUAGCUGACAUUUUAAUCCUUUGGAAGGAGUUAGAGGUUUGCGAGAAAAAUUACGAGGAAUGGCUUAUGGGAGAACGGAAGCGAACCACCACGCUAGCCUACUGGUUAUCACGCUUUGAGGUCAGAUGCAAGACAUUCGAGGCCUGGGCAGGUGGCAAAUCGGACUACCUCAAGUCCUCUGAUUACACCACAUGCACCGUCGCAGAGGUCCGCCCCAUGCUGAAGAAACAUGAAGCCUUUGUCUCUGAUCUAAUGGCCCAACAGGAUCGUGUUGAACGCAUCGAGUCUAUUGCCCGAGAAAUUAGGUCUCUAAUCUCUUACGGUCAUAUGUUCUGCUGGUCUUGUGUCAUCUCCAUUUUUGCUACGCCUUUUUGCAACAAGAAUCCACUUUUAACUGGGGCACAAUCCGUUUUGGAAAAAAUUGAUGCGAAGCAUCUUGAGAUUGCUAAGCUCUCUGCGCCGUUUCAUAAUUGGAUGCAGCAGGCGGAGGAGGAUUUACUUGACAAGUUCAUCGCUCAGUCCAUCGUCGACGUUGAGAAACUGAUUAAAACUCACGGUGAAUAUGAGAAGUCAUUGAAGGCGAAGGAGAAAGAAUACGGGAACAUCAAGGAUUUGGAGGUCGAGAUUGAUGACCUCUGCAAACAGAUUAACAGAGAAUCUAUUGUGAACCCCUACACUAAUGUCACUACUUGCAUGUUGCAUGAGCAGUGGAAAAUGUUACAGAAGCUGACUGACCAACGCAGAAGGGAAUUGGAGCAGGAGAAAGAGCAUCAACUAGCCAGUGAUCAGGUGCGGAAGCGAUUUAUUCAAUUCGCGACGGAGCUUAAUGGCUGGCUUGAGCAGACCCAAGGACGCUUAAACAAUGUAGGCCUUGGAGAAGCCUCUCUUGAGGAGCAAGUCAAACUUCUCAGCAAUCUUAGUAGCGAGUUGGAGGCCCAACGGCCCAAGCUCAGUGAACUAGAAGAUUGCCAUCAGGUACAACUUCAAGAUGCGUAUGAGGAUCUCGAUCUUCCUGUCUCAAUGGCAACUUUGCGUUCUGUGUGGAAUCAACUGUCAACCGGCCUAAAAUACACGCAAAACGAAAUCGAAAAUCAAAUAUUGACUCGCGACUCCAAGGGCUUGAGUAAGACCCAGUUGGACGACCUGCGUCGUUGUUUCAACCACUUUGACAAAGACCAUACCGGUCGUCUCGAGUGUCCCGAAUUCAAAGCCUGCCUCGUCUCCGUUGGGCAUUCCAUCGUGGCAGAGGACAAAAAACAGUCUGAUGAGGAUAUUUUGAAGCUGAUGAAACAGCUCGAUCCCAACUCGAAUGGCUCGAUUGCUUUUGAUGUCUUCGUGGACUAUAUGACUCGUGAGCUUACCGACUUGGAUACAUCUGAUCAGCUGCUGCAGUCUUUUCGCACAAUAUCAGGAGAGAAGGGAUACUUGACGGAGGCCGAUUUGCGGCGUGAGUUGCCUCCUGAACAGGCGGAAUACAUUCUCUCGAAGCUGCAACCUCUGAGUGGCAACCCUGCUGGAGACACUGGCGCCCUCGACUUUGAGCACUACGUCCUCACUAUCUACGGCACCAAGUAG
Molecule: messenger RNA, 2694 nt
Organism: Hydatigera taeniaeformis
Lineage: Eukaryota; Metazoa; Platyhelminthes; Cestoda; Cyclophyllidea; Taeniidae
Source: the annotation of a GenBank genome assembly